Molecule: messenger RNA, 2360 nt
Organism: Dimorphilus gyrociliatus
Lineage: Eukaryota; Metazoa; Annelida; Polychaeta; Dinophilidae
Source: the annotation of a GenBank genome assembly
AUUUAGUAAUACUCAGCUACAAAAGAUAGUAGUUUUCUUGUAUAUAAUAUUAGAAUUAACAAAAACUUAUUAUUUCCUUCAUAUUAAAUUACUUCUGAGUUGGUUAUAAUUGUGUCUUAAUUGUUGGUAGAUGAAGAUACUUAUCCUAUUUGAAUUGUUCUAUUCAUAGACAUUCGACUAUUCUCUUUCUCUUACAAAUUCGAUACCUUACAUAAAAAAAACAAUAAUCACGAGAUUGUACCUCAAAAAGUAUGGACGAUAGAGAUGAGAAAGAACACAAGGACCAAUUUCUAUCUGAAGAAUCAAUUGAGAACUUGAAGAAUUCGACUCAUAAUGAAAUGAUGAAUGUCUUCCAAACGAAAAUUGGAGAAUUAAUUCAAAAGGAGCCUCUGCUUCAAGAUAUACCAGUAUCAAUAACUGCUGAUGAGGUACAGUCAUUAAUAGACUUAGAGCAUGGUGAGGCUAUAAACAUUUUCGUAAAAAAACUGGAUGGAAAGCGGAAAAUUAUCGUCGUCCCACUGAAUGGUAAAGUUAAAGAUAUAAAAACAGGUAUUAAAAAGCAAACACUAUUGGAAUUACAGAAAGCCGGUUCAGUACAUAUAAGUUGGAAAUACGUAUGGAAAAGGUAUUGGCUAAUUCAUGAAGGACAAAAGCUAAUUGACGAUAAUCAUCCAAUUUCUCAGAUUCUUAACUUUAAUACUGUUGCUGGCAAAACCUCUGCCUCAGAACCCCAAUGGAAGGUACUCAUUUACGACGACUGGGGUCAAGAUAUAAUAUCUCCGUUAUUUAGUGUAAAAGAGUUAAGAGACUUAGGUGUAACGUUACAUUUCCCUAUAUCGAGAGCGAAAUUGGAAACGAUAGCCUCCAGGUCUUUUACUGCUGAUAAUGCACAAGCCAUUACCUCCGUAAUGGAUCAAUAUAUUCAAUUUAUCUGUAUAGAAGAUGAAAUGUUUAUUGCAAAGCAUAGAGAAAGUCAUAAUUUGUCCUAUUAUGGUCUUCAUAAGUCAAAUAUGACAGACAGUCAGAUGAAGCAAAUUCUCGAAACCUUAGCGGAUACCCUAUUCUCUGUUCUCGUUUCUAAAGGCCAGGUACCAAUAAUACAAUGUUCAACAGGAAAUGCCGCUGAACAAUUGGCCGAAUUAUUGGAUAGAAAACUCAGGGAUCAAAUGAAAGACGCAAGGGCUCAUAUGUUCGCAGGAGGUGGAUUAGAUGUUUCCCUUUUAUAUCGACCACUUCUUGUAAUAUUAGAUAGGGAUGUUGACUUAGCAACACCACUCCAUCAUACAUGGACCUAUCAAGCGCUUGUUCACGAUGUUUUAAAUCUUUCUUUAAAUAGUGUUAAAAUAAAAGAAAAAAACUUCAAUCUUGAUAGCAAAAAUGAUAGUUUAUGGAAAAAGCAGAGAGGUUCACCUUUUCCCGAAGUAGCACAAGUUGUGCAAGAAGAAUUAGAAAGAUGCAAAUCAAGUGAAGAAGAAAUUAAGAGGUUGAAAUCUGCUAUGGGACUUGAAGGUGAAGACGUUGAUGGUACAACAGCUAGGCUUUCAAUGGCUGUUACGUCACUCCCGGAAAUUCUUGCUAGAAAAAGAACGGUUGAUAUGCACAUAGAUAUUGCCGCUUCCUUAUUAGAACAAAUCAAAGAGCGUAAACUAGACACGUUCUUUGAGAUGGAGGAAAAAUUAUUGAGUAAAUCAUCUUCAUUAGGAGAUAAAAGUCUGCUGGAUAUUUUAAAAGACCCGAACGCUGGUACUCCUGAAGAUAAAGUACGACUAUUCAUUAUAAGCUUACUUUGCACAAAAGAGAAUAUAUCAGAAAGUGAUAUGAACAAUUACUAUGAAAUUUUACAGGCAGCUAAUUGUGAUUUAGCACCUGUAAAAUAUAUAAGACGCUGGAAGGCCUACACAAAUAUAACUAUGGCUGCCGCUGCUUACGGUGGUUCCGAUCAUUUUGGGACUCGUACCGAUUCUAUGUUUUCUAAAUUGUUAGGAAAGGCAUCGAAAUUUGCGAUGGAAGGGGUUAAAAAUUUGGUUGUUGACAAACAUAAUUUAUUAGUAACGAAGAUAGUAGACGCCUUAAUGGACUUGAAGUCAACACCUGAAACUGAUAAUUUCAGAUAUUUCGAUCCUAAAAUACUCCGUGUAACCGAUCCGACAAGUAUUCAAAGAACCAGAACUCCUUUUCAAGAAGCAGUUGUUUUUAUCGUAGGUGGUGGAAAUUACAUCGAAUAUCAGAAUUUAAUAGACUAUUGCAAGUCUAAAAAAGCAAAUAGUGGAAUUAAGAAAUCAAUAAUCUACGGAUGCUCAGAUUUAGUGGAUGCCACUCAAUUUGUUUCACAGUUAGCAUUUUUAGGAAAGGAGCAAUAA